AAACUCUCUGAAAACAAAGCUCAGAUCUAAACCACCGUGUCUCAGAUCCACUAAACUCACCAUGUCUUCCUCUUUCAGCGGCGAUGAAACGGCUCCUUUCUUCGGCUUCCUAGGCGCCGCCGCUGCUCUCGUCUUCUCCUGUAUGGGAGCUGCAUAUGGGACAGCUAAGAGCGGUGUUGGUGUGGCUUCAAUGGGUGUGAUGAGGCCCGAGUUGGUUAUGAAAUCUAUUGUUCCGGUUGUUAUGGCUGGUGUUUUGGGUAUUUAUGGUUUGAUUAUUGCUGUUAUUAUUAGUACUGGUAUCAAUCCUAAGGCGAAAUCAUAUUACCUUUUUGAUGGCUAUGCCCAUCUUUCCUCUGGUCUUGCUUGUGGACUUGCUGGCCUUUCUGCUGGAAUGGCAAUCGGAAUUGUUGGUGAUGCUGGUGUCAGAGCUAACGCACAGCAGCCAAAACUCUUUGUUGGAAUGAUCCUUAUCCUCAUCUUUGCUGAAGCGUUGGCACUUUACGGCCUUAUCGUUGGCAUCAUCUUGUCUUCUCGAGCCGGCCAAUCUAGAGCAGAAUGAGACGUUUGCUGAGCUGUUUUAGUAUUCUUUCAUUGCUUAUUGUAUAAUUGUACGGGGAAAGAGUAUCUCGGGUUAAUUAUGGUUUGACAUCAAGUGCGAGGUUCGCAUUAAUACUCUUAUGAAAACAACUACUUGGCUGCUCUUUCCUCUUCUUAGAAAUAGAAUAAUCGAGUUUGUCUUAAUAAAAUGUUGUGGAGCUUUACCCUGUUUGAUUUUUGUUUAUCAGUAUGUUGCAGAGAGUUGAACAUCUUUAAUGGAAGUUUAAUUUUGUGAGAGACGAUAAAUGUAUGAUCCAGUGUUUAA
Hibiscus syriacus is the source of this 862-nucleotide messenger RNA. RefSeq names its product V-type proton ATPase 16 kDa proteolipid subunit-like. Gene Ontology annotation, molecular function: proton-transporting ATPase activity, rotational mechanism. Bases 62 to 559 code for a protein of 165 amino acids. Lineage: Eukaryota; Viridiplantae; Streptophyta; Magnoliopsida; Malvales; Malvaceae. The transcript has 3 exons. The record is from RefSeq and is a predicted model, not a curated record. Gene Ontology annotation, cellular component: proton-transporting V-type ATPase, V0 domain. Gene Ontology annotation, biological process: proton transmembrane transport.